AUGGCCUCCCAACCUGCAUCUUCUCUUCCCAACGUCUCCUGCCUUGUGUCCAUUAAACUUGACGGCGACAACUACACACUUUGGCUAGCUCAAUUUCUUCCUGUCCUGCGCAGCAAUGAACUUAUGGGCUAUGUCGAUGGAACAAAGCCCUGCCCAAGAAAACUUCAAGAUGAUGGUACAACCAUAUCAGCUGAUUAUAUUACAUGGCAGAAGCAAGAUCAGCAACUUCUGAGUUGGAUAGUUUCCACUCUCAGUCCCACUGUUUUGGCAACAGUUACAAGGUGUGCAACCUCUCAGGAGGUGUGGCAGUCUUUGCAACGUCGGUAUUCUUCUCAGUCUCGAUCUCGAGUACUCCAAUUAAAGCAUCAGCUACAAACAACAAAGAGGGGUAAUUUAUCCAUUACCGCCUAUAUAGAUAAGAUGCGCAACAUCGCUGAUAAACUUGUCCUUGCAGGCAAGCCAGUUGAUGAUGAGGACUUCAUCGACCUUAUACUUAAUGGUGUUGGUGCUGCAUUUGAAAGCACUGUCAAUUCAAUUUUAAGUCGGGAAAAAGCUGCGACACUUGAUGAUGUAACAGCUUUAUUACUUAACGCAGAAACCCGAAUGGAAGAUUAUCAUUCUUCCCUUCCUUCUGAUGGCACCUCUAAUGCUUUAUUUGCCUCCCAACCACACAGUUCUUAUCAAGGACGCGGUCGUGGUGGUUCCUUUGUUUCUAGGGGCCGCGCAGGCUCUUCCUCUGGCAAUCGCAGUGGUUUUACCAACUCUGGCCCAACAGUCAAUCGUGGUGGCAGUUCGUUUUCUGCAAGUCGUGGUUCCAAUUCCUUUCGGAGUAAUUUCAAUUCCUCCCGACCAGGUGCUCUUUCUCAAGGUCGUGGUGGAACUUAUGGCUCAUUCUUAGCUCCUUCUACGAACCAGGUUCGAUGCCAGUUUUGUGGUGGCUUUCGCCAUACUGCGAUUAAUUGUCAUCGCUUGACUAAUCUGUUAGAAGGUCGUAUGCCUCCUCAACAACUUUCCUCUACUGCAUUGGUUGCUGCAUCUCCAUCUGGACUUGAGAAAACAGAUACAUGGUAUGCUGACAGUGGUGCCUCAACCCAUGUUACUGCUGAUUUAGGCAAUCUUCAACUUCACACUCCAUACCCGGGUUCGGAUCAAGUGGCUGUUGGUAAUGGUGCAGGUUUGGCCAUUUCAAAUAUUGGUUCAACUAGUCUAUCUGGUUUUAAACUGAAUCAUGUGUUACAUUGUCCCUCUGUGUCUGCCAACUUGUUAAGUGUUAACCAAUUUGCAAAAGAUAACAAUUGUUAUUUUAUCCUUACUUCUGAUUCCUUUUUUGUGAAGGACACGCUAACGGGGAAGACGCUUUUCCAAGGCAAGAGUGAAAAUGGAUUGUAUCCAUUUCGUCCGUCACUGCCAGUUUUUAAAGCAUUUGCUGUGAUUGGUGAACGUACAUCCUCAUUUGUUUGGCAUCAACGUCUAGGUCAUCCUUCAAGUGUUGUUUUUCAGAAAAUUGCUUCCUGUGUUCCACUUAGUCAUUCUGAGUCUAAAUUUUGUUCUUCUUGCCCUAUGGGCAAAAGUACAAAGCUUCCAUUCUCUUUGUCUAGUUCUGUUUCG
Messenger RNA from Prunus avium (sweet cherry), 1608 nucleotides. NCBI's taxonomy places the organism in Eukaryota, Viridiplantae, Streptophyta, Magnoliopsida, Rosales, Rosaceae. The record is from RefSeq and is a predicted model, not a curated record.